CGCUCAUUAUAUGGGACUCUAAUUGUGGCCAAAAUGGUUUGUGUAAUCAAUGAAAAUAACGUAACGAUAUUUAUGAACGCGUGGAUAGACUCACAGCAAAAAUGCAUAACAAAACAAACACCAGUUUUUGAUGAAUCAGUGAUUUUUACAAACGAUUUACAGAAAAACUUAAUUACAAUUAAAAACUAAAUCAAAACAACAAAUCUAUACAUAAAUCUCAAUCACAACUCUCUGUAAGACAACAACACAUCCAAUGGGUCAGCAACACUCGGGCGGUUCGGGCGGCGGAGGCGGCGAUAAGGACAAGAAGGGCCAGAAGAAGGAGCGGUCGGCGCCGCCACCGAUGCCCACAAUCAGAGGCCGGCGGCGUAAGGGAGGCAAAGGGCCGGACAGCGCGUCCAAACUGCCGGCCGUGACUCCGCACUCGCGGUGCCGAUUGAAACUGUUGAAGUUGGAGCGCAUUCAGGACUGGCUGCUCAUGGAGGAGGAGUUCCUCAAGAACUGCAACGCAGCCAUCAGUGCGAAGGCCGCCGAGAAGGACGAGAGCGUCGACGAAGAGCGCAAUAAAGUUGAUGACCUCAGAGGAACACCGAUGUCUGUGGGAAAUCUGGAAGAGAUUAUCGACGAUAAUCACGCGAUUGUGUCCACUUCUGUCGGGUCUGAGCACUACGUGUCGAUCCUGUCGUUCGUGGAUAAGGAGCAGUUGGAGCCCAACUGUUGCGUUCUCCUCAACCAUAAGGUGCACGCAGUGGUGGGUGUCCUCAGCGACGACGUCGACCCUAUGGUGAAUGUGAUGAAACUGGAGAAAGCGCCUCAAGAGACCUACGCCGACAUCGGCGGACUCGACCAACAGAUCCAAGAGAUCAAAGAGUCCGUAGAGUUGCCGCUAACCCAUCCCGAGUACUACGAAGAGAUGGGCAUUAAACCGCCCAAAGGUGUCAUACUGUACGGCCCGCCCGGCACUGGGAAGACACUGUUGGCCAAAGCGGUGGCCAAUCAGACGUCGGCCACUUUCCUGCGUGUGGUCGGCUCCGAACUGAUCCAGAAAUACUUAGGCGACGGACCGAAAUUGGUUCGCGAGCUGUUCCGCGUGGCCGAAGAGCACGCGCCCGCCAUUGUCUUCAUCGACGAGAUCGACGCCGUCGGCACCAAAAGAUACGACUCGAACUCUGGCGGCGAGCGUGAGAUCCAGCGGACAAUGUUGGAGCUGUUGAACCAAUUGGACGGCUUCGACGGCAGGGGCGACGUGAAGGUGAUUAUGGCGACCAAUCGGAUCGAGACGCUGGACCCGGCGCUGAUCAGACCGGGCCGUAUCGACCGUAAGAUCGAGUUCCCGCUGCCCGACGAGAAGACCAAACGCCGUAUAUUCAACAUUCAUACGCAACGCAUGACUCUCGCCGAAGACGUCAACUUCGAUGAGUUGGUGUUGGCUAAGGACGACCUGAGCGGCGCCGACAUCAAAGCCGUGUGCACUGAGGCCGGCCUUAUGGCCCUUCGCGAGCGCCGCAUGAAAGUGACGGCCGAAGACUUUAGGAAAUCCAAGGAUAAUGUCCUCUACAGGAAGAAAGAGGGAACGCCUGAAGGACUAUAUUUAUAGACACAAGCGUUUUGUGUGUAGUAUUUGUCUCAUUAUAUAUUUCUCUGUCAAUCAUUGGUUUUUAUUUUUAACUCGAUUUUAAUUAAAUUAAAUUAAUAAUAAAAUUGAUUACAAAUAA
This is a messenger RNA of Medioppia subpectinata, 1715 nucleotides long. NCBI's taxonomy places the organism in Eukaryota, Metazoa, Arthropoda, Arachnida, Sarcoptiformes, Oppiidae. The record is from the annotation of a GenBank genome assembly.